Danio rerio (zebrafish) is the source of this 6208-nucleotide messenger RNA. The record is from RefSeq and is a predicted model, not a curated record. Lineage: Eukaryota; Metazoa; Chordata; Actinopteri; Cypriniformes; Danionidae.
AUCACGGCGGCGGUGCCUCUAGCGGUGGACUCUGGACGUUUUAUUGAACUCUUUGACUGGGCUUCGCCGUUCCAGCUUUACAAAGCGGUGGUAAAAAUAAUGGAAAGCACGGAACUCAUUCCACGCUUCUAGAAAUACAACAAGUUUGGAGGAUAUUUUGAAGAUAUCGAGUUGCCUUUCCUUUUAGGACUCGCGAUGGCUCCAGCUAGGAAAAAAGAGCGGAAUGUAAAGGAUCUGUGCUGAAUGCAGCUCAUUCAUGGACUAAAGGACUCGUUUGGGGACCAUGAGUACAGGAAUGAAGAAACCACCAGUUGCCCCCAAACCCAAGCUGGUUCCAUUGCAUAAACCAUCACCUCCCCCUAUUGCCCCAAAACCAGAGAUCCUACUGCCUUCACCCUCACCCACUGCACACAAGAGAGGCAAACCUGCUGUUGCCCCCAAGCCAUGUCUCCUCAAAGCCCCUCAGAAACCUGUUCAGGCAAGGCAAGAUCAUUGCAAGAAUCAGCACCCCCCUGUCUCCAAAAAUGGGGGUCCUGCUCUACUAUCCUCAAACCUGUCUCAUUACAUUAUACCGCCCUGUAAUAAAGUUUGUCAUCUUGCUAAUAACAAAUCAAAUGAUUCUAAGGAAAUAUCUAGAGAAGCAACCCUAACAACAGAAGUCGGUGUUUUCAAAGAAGGCGACAGCCCAAAAGAACAUUUGUUUUCCAAUGACACAUGGGAACAUACUGCCCGAUCUGAACAUGUGCAGGAACAAGUGCCCACAGACUCAACCCAAAUGUCCACUGAGGCCCAAGAUGAAACAAACUCUCCCUCAGUAGAAAAGGACCAGACAAGUACGCAAGUACUAACUUCUGACCAUAUCCCAAGACACUGUCCUACAGAACCCCUACAGGAACGUUCAUCAGAGGUUAAAGAGACUGGCAAUGUUUUUAGCUCCUGUACUAGUGACAGUGUUGGUGUCCCUGCACCACCCAGCAAGCCUCUCCCUGUACCUCAUCCACGACGCCCUCGGAGGGCACUUCUAAGGCAGAAUGUUGUGGAAAUUGCACCUUCGGACACUCAAGCAGAUAUACCAACAGAGACUCCUGAAAAUGCUCAAUCAGACGGAUUACAAGAAACUCCCAAAAACACAACCUGCCACUCCCACACAAGCACAUUACAAAAUGCAUGUUGUCCUAAAGAGGACAUUGAAAACACAGACACUGACUCCUCAACCAAAAGUGAUCCUUUGCACAAGGUAGACUCCUUUUACAAUGCACAAACUGAAGACAUGCCUUCUGAUUUAGACUCCACCCAUUAUUCUGUUCCAACAAAUGGUGCAACUUUAGCUUCCAUGGACACAGCUGUGGAGGAUGGGUCGCAACCUCCAGCUCCGCCACCUCGGCAGAAAUCCCUCCCACAAAUGGUCGAUUCAUUGUGCAAGGCCUCAACAUCAGUGGACAACUUGCUCUUGCAUUGCCAGUCAGAUCUUCAAGAGGUUACGAGUAAUGAUGAAGAUGCAGAAAGUGAUGAUGAAGAUGAUGGGGCAUAUGGAGAUUUUGCUCGCUACCCAAUAACUCGGAGUCUUCCGAAACAAAUCAAGCUUAGCUGUGGAUCUCAAGUCAUAGCUAUCACCAAGCCAUAUAUUGAUGGAGAUGAAAAGUCACCAAAAGUCAUGCCUAAAAAGCCACAACGAAACAGUCUUCCCGCAUCUGUUGCAUUGCGAAAGCAAGGCACACCUCCUCCACUUCCCAACUCCAAUCCUCCAGUAUUCGGAGAACUUCCGGCACCUCCUCAAGAGAAACCUUCAUGGAGAGUUGCCCUCCCUAGCAUCCCACUCUUCAGUAGAAACCAGCCGACCCGUAGUAACAGCCAACCACAAGCCGGAGUUGUGGGAUCGGUUUUUGUCAAACAAAGAGCAAAGUCAUUUUCUUCUGCAGAUCUUCAGAGAGUUGACAAUGGAUCGGAAGCCUCUGAGCAGUUGGCUCGGUCAGAUCAAACACGAAGAAGCCUGCGGAAACUGCUAGAGCUGCGUGUUUGUGCACGGUUGCUGCCGAAGUUGCUCCGCAGUGGACAGUCCUUGGAUUGCACUCGCACUGAUUCGGAAUAUGAGGAGCAUAAAGCCGUACCUGCUAAUCAAGUCACAUCUGGCGAUGAUGAAGAGGCUCAAGGUGACAGCGAGGCAGACUGUGGAGUGGAAUAUGAGAACGUCCCAUUAUAUGAGGAGAUCCCAGAAUACAUGAACCUGCCGUGGGUGUAUUCUAACCAAGAUGCUGACACAGACGUGUAUGAAGUGCAGGAGCCAUGUGAGGCAAACAGCAGAUGUUCAGUGAGUGCUGAUCUAUCAGAGGAUGGACUGAGCUCUAAUGAGGAAGACGGUGACAGCUCAGACUCCAGUAAAGAAGACAUGAGACAUUCAAAAGAUAAAGAGGAGGUAGAACGGGCGAAGAGGAACAAGGUGGUCCACAUCGCUAUGGAGAUCAUGAGCUCAGAGAAAGUAUUUGUGGAUGUCCUGAAGUUACUUCACAUCGAUUUCCGGGAUGCAGUUGCGAAGGCGACUCGUGCGAGCGGGAAACCAUUGGUGGAGGAGAAAGUGUUGAACCAGAUCUUGUACUAUCUGCCUCAGCUAUACGAACUCAACAAAGACCUGCUGAAAGAGCUGGAGGAGAGAGUGGCACACUGGUCUGAUCACCAGAGGUUGGCUGAUAUUUUCGUUCAGAAGGGUCCAUAUCUGAAAAUGUACUCCACGUACAUACGAGAGUUUGACCGUAAUGUGGCUCUGCUGGAUGAACAGUGUCGCAAAAAUCCCCCUUUUUCCAGUGUUGUGCGUCAGUUUGAGACAAGUCCUCGCUGUGCUAGUCUUGCUUUGAAGCAUUACCUGCUGAAACCGGUGCAGCGGAUCCCUCAAUACCAGCUUCUGCUCACAGAUUAUUUAAAAAAUCUUCCUGAGGAUUCUUCCGACUACAAAGACACACAAACGGCUCUUAGUGUGGUAAAAGAAGUGGCAAACCAUGCAAAUGACAUCAUGAAGCAAGGGGACAACUUUCAGAAGCUGAUGCAGGUUCAGUACAGUCUGAAUGGUCACCAUGAAAUUGUCCAGCCUGGCAGAGUUUUCUUGAAAGAGGGCACUUUAAUGAAACUUUCUAGGAAAGUUAUGCAGCCCAGAAUGUUCUUCCUGUUUAAUGACAUCCUGCUGUACACAACACCAGUGCAGUCUGGACAGUAUAAAGUCAACAGUAUGCUCUCUCUGGCUGGCAUGAAGGUGAGCAAACCCAGUCAGGAGGCGUAUCAGAAUGAGUUAAACAUUGAGAGUGUUGAAAGAUCCUUCAUACUGUCUGCCAAUUCAGCGACUGAAAGAGAUGAAUGGUUGGAAGCCAUUGCUACAGCAAUAGAUGAUUACACCAGAAAGAAGAUUUCGUUCUUCUCCAGUCGAAGCCAAGAGCUGGAAGGAAUCUCUGACGAUGGUUUACCACUGGGCUCUAAGGCUCCUAUCUGGAUUCCAGAUUUACGAACGACUAUGUGUAUGAUCUGCACGUGCGAGUUCACUCUGACCUGGAGACGCCAUCACUGCCGUGCCUGUGGAAAGGUGGUGUGUCAGGCAUGUUCGUCUAAUAAAUUCUACCUGGAAUACCUGAAGAAUCAACUGGCAAGAGUGUGUGACCAUUGCUAUAUUAAACUACAGCACAAGGGCGACCAAUCCAAUGUGACCUUUUCCCCUAGUGGGCGGGGCUCAACAUUCGCUUUUUCUAGAAAACAGAAGAAGAUUCCAUCAGCUCUCAAGGAGGUGUCUGCCAACACUGAGAACUCCUCCAUGAGUGGAUAUCUGCACAGAUCUAAAGGCCACAAGAAACCAUGGAAGAGGCUGUGGUUUGUCAUUAAGAACAAAGUCCUCUACACUUAUGCUGCCAGUGAAGAUGUUGCAGCAUUGGAGAGUCAGCCACUGCUGGGGUUUUUCCUCCGAGAGGAGAAGACAGGACCUGCUCAAAAACUGCAGUUUAAACUCUACCAUAAAAACACACUCUACUACAUCUUUAGAGCUGAGGAUAUUCCCACUGCACAGAGGUGGAUCGAGGCAUUUCAGGAGGCCAUGAUUCUUUGACGGGUCUUGAUUGGAUUAAAUCAUAAAUAAAUGUCCGGGUCUCUCCACUGUGUGCACGGUUUGAGGUUUGAAGAUGCGAAAAUCCCAGUUUAAUGCCAAGAAUGCUGGUAGAUGUAGUUCAGGCAUUAAUCCUAACCUUAAGCACCCUAAUGAAGGUCGUUUUAAUCAAGACUGCCUGCAAACAAAAAAAGAUGUGAGGUAUUAAUCCAUCAUUAUUUUUCAUUCUUAAUGUUACAUUUAGGAAACACUGCCUCUCAGCUUGUUUUCGGUGCUUGGCAUUUACAAUAAUUCCAGCCUACAAAGUGUGCAGGAGUUAAAAGUGCCUAGUCUUGAGUUCAAGAUGUUUGUCUUUAACUCCUGACCAUUAGGUUAUCCUUGAGUCGCAUUUCAAUUGCCAUUAAAUCUAAUUGCUGGUGCCGCCGGUCGCCUGAUGAAAGUUUAUAAAAGGAUUUUUGGCCACUGGUGUGAUUCAUAGUCAAGUCUGAAUGUGGAUGAGCAAGUAUGACACGAGGAAUGUCUGGUGCCAGGUCAUGUGGCGCAGUCUGGCAUGGUGCAUUAUGGGAGAUUUUUGGAUUCCACUGUGAAUGCUGGGAAAGAAGGCUUAAAAGUUACCAGGCUUCUUCUGGAAGCAUAAGCAGGCUACGGCAACUACGUAUAAAUUGUGACUACGUAUAAAUUGUGUCUUUAGAUUUAGUUUUGUCCACAAUUUGCUAAACUUAAGCAUGGGUAUUAUUUAAGCAACAAUUCAUGGAUUACAUGCAACAAUUUUCAAAUUAAUCGAUUUGACAUAUAUUGAAUGUAAUGAUAUAUACUUGUCUUUAUAGGCAGAGACAAGUCAAUGUAUUAAAUUUGAGUACAGUUCACACAUACAUUUUACAUAAUGACUCAUGCAAAGUAUGUGAGAAUAAAAUUGUAAGACUAAAUGCCAGUUUUUAAUGAACAAUUAAUUAAUUUAAGCAUUAUAUAAAAAAGCAUAUUAAUUUAAUGAACAAUUUUGGCAUUAGGUAGGUCCCAGAAUGCUUUUUAAUGAAAAAUAUGUGCGUUUGCUUACAAUUUGUGCAUUAUACACAACAUUUUUCAUACGAAUAAUUUUAUAAAUAAGCAAUUUACAGAAUAACCAUUUAUAUUAAAUGCUAAAUGUGUUCGAAUAACAAUUUUGCAAACAAUUUAUGCAUGAAAUCUGACAUUUUGCAGAGGAAGAACUUUCCAAACAAUGUAUGUAAGAAUGUAUGAAUAAUUGUAUGCACAAUUUAUACAUAUUCAUUCUGCUCAUGUUUCCUCUAAGAAGCUCUUUGUUUUUAUUUGAUUUUUUUUUUUUUUUUUUCAGUUCAGUUACAAAAAUGUUUUUAAUAAUCUUAAACUCUUUUGUAAAAAGUAGGCAUUUCAACUGAUGUUUUAAACAUUGUGUACUGGACAGAACUGGAAGUGUACAUAUUUUGUAAAUGGUAAUAUAAUGCAGGCGUAUUUAAAAAAUUAGUUCAGGAUGUUUAAUGGCCUCAUGGGGUAGUAGUGAAGACACAGUGCCAGGCUGGCUAACUCAGCACUGUUUUUAACUUUUACUUUAUAAAACAAUAUAGCACACCGGCUGUGAAUACAGAGGAAAAAUCUAGUGCUCUUAUCAGGGAAAGACGUAACACACAUUAAAUACUCUAAUGCACCUUGUUCAGGAACACGAGUAUGAUGACCUGAUUAUAUUCUCUACAGUUUUCACUAAGGUCCUUUUCCAUUUCAAGCACAACAAGCCACUGAUGUUUUUUACUUUUUCUUUCUUUCACCAUUUGAAGUGUAACCGCUCCAAGAAAAGGAUUGUUUUGUGGUUCUGUUCGAUGUCAAUCACAUUUGUGUGUUGAAUGUUUGUUUACAUUUUGUGAGAAUGUUCUGAUUAUGGAAAACUUUAGAUACACCACUGUUUUGUUUUUUAACCAUAUGAUCCACUUUUUAGAAAAGUAAAUAUAAUUGUUAUUUUUGGUCAUCAUGGCACUAGUUUACUACGAUGUCCCACAGUUUUGCAGAUCUCAAGAAAGUUUUACGUCCUGAAGUAAUAUCUUGAGGAUUUCAAGGGAGUAAGCUAUGCCCCAAGAAAAAUGUAAAGAGCAAAUAAUUUUUAAUAAAUAAUGUAAUGUAAUGAGA